Messenger RNA from Huiozyma naganishii CBS 8797, 1923 nucleotides. RefSeq lists its product as uncharacterized. The record is from RefSeq and is a predicted model, not a curated record. NCBI's taxonomy places the organism in Eukaryota, Fungi, Ascomycota, Saccharomycetes, Saccharomycetales, Saccharomycetaceae. Bases 1 to 1923 code for a protein of 640 amino acids. The transcript has a single exon.
AUGCCAGGAACAGCCACUACCACUAUGACUACCAAGGUAAAUGGUACAGCAAGAAAGGGAGAUAUUGAAGUUUGUUCCCCCCGCUCAGAAAAACCGAGAGCAGUACCAAAUCCCAGUGAUAAAAUGACAAAGAAGGACUCUAAGCUUAAUAAUCAGAGUCCAAGAAGACCAUCGUCCUUUUCGAGUUUGAACAACAGUGUAUACACAACAAACGUGUCCUCCUCCUCGUCAUCUUUCCGGUCAAACGACUACUACAGCCAUGAUUCCAGCGGACCCCGUGCAAAUCAGAGAAUGUCCAGUGGGUCAGCUAACUCUAAUCACGACGUGGUCUUAAUUAAAGUGGACAAUCUGCCACCGAGGAAAAAUUGGAAACAAGUGAAGUAUUUAAUAGGUGGGAUUAUUCACCACUCUAAUAUCCUGAAGGUAAAAAUGUUACCACCAAUGGCGUACGCGGCUCCCCCAUUCAUGACAGUUCAAAGCUGUGUCGUCUCACUGAAGGGCCACAUGAACAGUGAAAUGGUUAAUGACCUGCUCGGAACUUUAAACACGUACCAAUGGGACUACUACGAUCUGUAUGCAUAUAUGCUGCCACCAUGGAACACUAUGCUGAAGAGGGGGUCCUUCUCAACGCCAUCUAAUGAUAAUAUGGCGAACGUGUCUGAAGGGGAUUUAAUGCCUGGAGCAAACAUCCCCUAUAACAUGUCUCCAAUGCCCCCACCUCCGUCAGGACUUGGAGCGUACCCAAUGAUACCCCCAUUUAUGCCUCCAAAUUUCCCAGUCGGGAUGGACCCCAAUGGUGUAAACCAACAGCCAGAGCCAAUGAGCAACGGCGUUAGACACGAACCAAUGCCCGUCUUUGACAAUGAACAUUUGAAACCGCGUCGUGGUUCGAAACCUUCUGCUCUAGAAGAAGACGGAGGGCGCACCGAGUCGCAGGGGACGAACUCUCCAAUAACGCCGACGUUGAUGUCCGAUGUCUCACAAUCUCCCGCGGGGGAAAGCCCGUUCUCGCUGAUGCCCAUGCCGGAUUUGGGGUCACAGACAGGUGUACCGCCUCCCAACUUCCCGAUGGGGAUGAUGGGUGGUCCGUUGCCGCCUCCGCCCUCUAUGCUACUGCCACCACAGGGUAUGAAUGGCCUUCAAAUGAACAACAUGUCACCCGGGUUUAGGAGGAGGUACUCGUACCACCAGACAGGGAUUCCAGACUACACGAGGCCUGUAUCUUCAACCACCAUGCCACCGUAUGCGAUGGAUCAAAGUAUGCUGCCCCCCGGGAUGGAAUCCGAGCUGUUUAAACGCAACACCAACCCAUUCAAGCAACCCAAAAAAUUGAAGAAUAUAUUCAACGAGAGGAACUUCAGGAAACAAAUGACGGAUAGAGGGAUGUGGCAGUUGAAGUUGACGAAUUUCCCUCCUUAUCUGUUACCGGAGACUCAGACUCUGAUACCGGGGGACCAUACCAAUUUGGAGGUCGAUAUCACGACGGAUAACGUCAACAAAUUUGGCAAGCUUCGGUGGACUGUGCUGAAGGAUUUCAUCAAGUUGAAGUGUCCCAAGUUGCUCAACUUACAAGACAUAGGCUUGGGCAAUGGGGCCAGUCACCCACCACACGGCGAGAAUACGAGGGAGUUUUACGUUGGUGUGUACGAGGAGGAUGAACAGAACAUGGUCAUUGAUUUGCAAGGGCGGGAGGACGGCAUGGAUGGAGUUUUCCAAAUGGAGAGCAUUAUUUACAGUGCAGUGAUUGGGUUUCAUAACAAGGAACUGAGUGAUUUGUGCUUCAAGAUAUUACAAGGGCAGGAGUACUCUCUGGGUUAUCGUUUGGAAGUGGAAGAGUUGCCGCCAUAUGACGAGAACAACGAGGACGGAGGUGUGUUGAACGAAACGUUGAGGAAACUGAGCAUCGAUCAGCAGCAUACGUGA